Molecule: messenger RNA, 1662 nt
Organism: Fusarium sp. VM40
Lineage: Eukaryota; Fungi; Ascomycota; Sordariomycetes; Hypocreales; Nectriaceae
Source: the annotation of a GenBank genome assembly
AUGUCAAACACAGUUAUUUCACUUGUUGACUCUUCGAUCUACAUGCUUCAUGCCGCGAUCCACCAUCCCUAUCGUCUGGCUCUGUAUAUCAUUGUUAUUUACUUUACUCGUCGUAUCCUCAAUCGACUUCUGGUGCCUCCAUCAAUUUCUGUUGCGCCACGUAUUCCCACGUAUCUACCCUUCGGAAUUGACUUUAUUAUCUGGUCCGCAUACUACAACUCAACUAACCAAGACCUUAAGUUAUGGUCAAUGAUCUUCCGUCACUACGGGCGAGGAACGGCACCGUAUACUGCUGAGGUUGUUCUUGGUGGUGAUCGUGUUAUCUUCACCGCAGAUCAUGAGAAUAUCAAAGCUGUCUUGGCCACCAAGUUCUCUGACUAUGGUAAAGGACCAAAGUUUUAUCACGACUGGAAGGAAUUCUUAGGAGAUUCCAUCUUUGCGACCGAUGGCCGACUUUGGCAAGAUGCCCGAGGGUUGAUCAAACCCUUGUUUUUGCGUCAGCGCAUUGAGGACUUGGCUGUCUUUGAGAAGCACACAGUAAAAUUGAUUAGAAUGCUCCAAGGUCCCGAGGGUCAACCUAUUGACGUCGAUGUGAAAGAUCUUUUCUUCCGCUUUACGCUCGACGUAGCCACGGACUUUCUGUUUGGGCAAGCUAUAAACAGCUUGGAUAACCCCAGAGAACAAUUUGCGGUAGCUUUCGCAGAGAUACAAAGGGUGCAGCGUCUCAUCACCGUUUCUGGACCUCUCCAGCCAUUCGUAUCGUUGAAGUCAUAUCAUUCCAGCCUCAAAGCUAUUAACAAGUUCAUGGAAGUUUUUAUUUCUGAGACAGUGUCCCUCGAGCGCGAUGAGCUAGAAAAGCUCACAAAAUCUGAUCGCGGCUACACGUUCCUUAGUGCUCUGGCUUUGUACACACGAGAUGCUAAACAGAUACGGGAUCAACUUGUAGCUGUACUUCUCGCUGGUCGAGACACAACGGCAGCCACUCUUUCAUGGGUGCUACAUGAGCUUUCAGGCCAUCCGGAUAUGGUUCGUCGCCUUCGCCAGGAAAUUGUUGAACAUGUCAAGCCUGGCCAGAAUCCGUCGUUUGCAGAUUUGAAAGCAAUGAAAUAUCUUCAGGCUAUCCUCAAUGAGACCCUUCGCAUGUACCCAGCCAUUCCUUUCAACAUGCGAAUCGCCCUGGACGACACAUCGCUUCCUCGUGGUGGAGGGUCAGAUGGCAAUCAAUUCAUCUCAGUGAAGAAGGAUACAAUCAUUGCAUAUACGCCACUUGUGAUGAUGAGGAGAAACGACCUCUAUCCAGCCACAUAUACCAAUGGAGACAAAUUUCCGGAUGCCAAUACUUUUGAUCCAGAGCGUUGGCUACACCCUUCAGUAUUGCACACUUCUGAGAAGGACGCAUCGGAGAUGAAGGCCAACGGCUUUAACAACAAAGAAUGGUCACCUCGUCCUUGGACCUACAUUCCCUUCAAUGGUGGUCCUAGAAUCUGCCUUGGGCAGCAGUUUGCUCUCACAGAGAUGGGCUAUACGCUUGUGCGCAUCUUUCAACAAUUUGCGCGAGUUGAGCGACGCAUGGAACCGGAUGAGAUGGGUAUCCUGUCAGCGAAUAUUGUUCUCACGCCAAAGAAUGGAGUCAGAGUUGCCUUUUUUAAGGAAGAAGACUAA